Messenger RNA from Verruconis gallopava, 1259 nucleotides. RefSeq lists its product as uncharacterized. NCBI's taxonomy places the organism in Eukaryota, Fungi, Ascomycota, Dothideomycetes, Venturiales, Sympoventuriaceae. The record is from RefSeq and is a predicted model, not a curated record. Bases 162 to 953 code for a protein of 263 amino acids. The transcript has 2 exons.
GGUGGCAUCGCCAACGUUUGAUACUCCGACAGCGCUCCAGGCGGCAACAAUCUGGCCUUGACUGUCGAAAAUAUCCGUAUUCUCAGCAGUUGCGUCGUCCAAGUCUGUCCCUCACUCCGGAGACCCUGUCGAGCCGGAUCGCAUAACAUUUGUUGCUGGCUAUGGCUGCCUCCAACCCUUCACAGCUCUUCCUUCUGGCAGACCAUAUCAAGCUGUCGCUUUUAGAAAGGCAGAGGGCCAUAUCCUUGAACCUAGCUCCAAACACACAGGACGCGCAGAUAUCGAGGAGUCUAGAUCAAUUACAGUCCGGAAUCGCUGCGCUGGAAUCGCAGGCCUCCGGCUGGGACGACCCUCUGAAUCCGACCUCAGAGCAACAGGAAUUCUCUGAACAAGUCAAGCGGCUCAAGUCCCAAUACUCCGACCUCUCCUUACAGUUCCGCGGCUCCCAGCCAAAUGACCCUUCAACCUUAACCUCGCCCAACGAUCCUGCCUUGAGCGCGGACUUCUCUGCUGCGAGCUCGAGGAAACCUUCCAAAUCGGUCAGAUUUACAGACAACCCCUCGGCUUCGGCGGCCGGUCCGACUCAGAACAAGUAUGCGCCGUACCGUGACGACCCAUCCGACGAGGAACCGCCAGAUCACUCGCAACUGUCGAACCAACAGAUUCACGAGUACCACCAGGAAGUGCUACGCGAACAAGAUGAGCAGCUAGACAGACUCGGUGAAAGUAUAGGCCGGCAACGGGAUCUGUCCAUCCAGAUUGGCAACGAGUUGGAUGAUCAUGCCAUGCUUCUCGACGAAGUCGACGAGCGAGUGGAUCGGCACCAAGGCCAAUUGGAUCGAGCAAACAAAGGAUUGAACACAUUCGCAAGAAAGGCGAAAGAGAAUUGGAGCUUGACCGUCAUUAUACUUCUUAUAAUCAUCUUAGUUCUUCUAAUCAUAAUCACCAAAUGAAAGCUGAUGGCGGUGGUAGGAGUUUAUUAGGUACUUUGGCUCUCGUCUUCGCUUCCGUCGGUGUAUAUCAUAGGCAAUGGGGUUUUUUUUAUAUAGACUAUAAGGCGCAGGGCUCGAUCGAGCGUACUAAGUACAGUGCAGCGCCAAAGUCAUAACAUAUCAAUCUGCCUUGUUCAUACAUUAUGAUGGUCGCAUGCUAGCUUUUUCCCAUGUCCAUUCUGAACGUUUGCUUAUGGUCAAGACUAGAACCUCAGAUUGCCCACCGAAUUUGAUCAGACAUUUAAGCCAUUUGAUACACAAAUUCCC